Molecule: messenger RNA, 1336 nt
Organism: Hipposideros armiger (great roundleaf bat)
Lineage: Eukaryota; Metazoa; Chordata; Mammalia; Chiroptera; Hipposideridae
Gene: ART3
Product: ADP-ribosyltransferase 3 (inactive)
Exons: 10
Coding region: 127-1083 (318 amino acids)
Molecular function (GO): NAD+-protein-arginine ADP-ribosyltransferase activity; NAD+ poly-ADP-ribosyltransferase activity
Source: RefSeq, a predicted model, not a curated record
CAGUUCUCACUGUCAACAGCCUCCCAUCCUGAAGACACGCUCACCACAACUGAGAGAGUGGGGAAACAGUUUGAGACCUAGCAUCAUUUAAACCUCCUCCACAGGCAGAAAAGCCAGAAAAGAAAAAUGAAGACAGGACAUUUUGAAAUGAUCACCAUGCUGCUGUCAGCUAUGAUUCUAAUGGACGUCUUCCAGGUGAAGGCUGAAAUGUUAGACAUGGCAGAUAAUGCAUUUGAUGAUGAAUACCAGAAAUGUACUGACAGGAUGGAAAUCAAAUAUGUUCCCCAACUGCUCAAGGAAGAAAAAACAAGCUAUCAACCCUUAGAGGAUGUGUGGGAAAAUGCAAAAGCCAAAUGGGAAGCUCGGAAGACUCACAUCUUUCUCCCUGUGAGUUUUAAGGAUAACCACGGAAUAGCCCUGAUGGCAUAUAUUUCUGAAGCUCAAGAGCAAACUUCCUUUUACCACCUGUUCAAUGAGGCUGUGAAGAUGGCUGGCCAAUCUCGAAAAGAUUAUAUCUAUGGCUUCCAGUUCAAAGCUUUUCAUUUUUACCUGACAAAAGCCCUGCAGUUGCUGAGAAGACCUUGUGAGGACAGUUACAAAAAUGUGGUGUAUAGAACAAGCCCAGGAGCUUCAUUUACGUUUGGAGGAUUAAACCAAGCCCGAUUUGGCCAUUUCACCUUGGCAUAUUCGGCCAAACCUCAAGUUGCAAAUGACCAACACAUUCUGUUAACCAUCCACACAUGCUUUGGAGUUGCCAUUGAAAGACUAAAAACUGCGAAUUGUGUUGAGAACAUGGAAUAUUUUCAACCCAUCUCCAGCCCUGGUGAUAAAAGCCAGAAGCUUGAAGAGCCUGAAAAGAAAAGCCAGGAGUCCACUGUGUUACCUGACAUGAAGAGUCAUGAACCCAUCCAAAUACCCGCCACGAAGGUUUUCAAAGCUCCAGGUCCAGGUCCAGCUCCAGUUCCAGUUCCAGGUCCCAAAACCCAUCCCUCUGCAUCCUCUGGCAAAAUGCUCCUUCCACCAUUUGGGACAGUCAUCAUUUUAAUCAGUGCUUCUGCUAUAUGUCUCUUUGUUGCUCUGUAGGCUGAUACAUUCUUUAUUACUUGAAAUACAUUAUAGGGAUCCUACAGAAAAUCAUCAAAAGGAAUGAUGUAUUUUUCACUUGUUGGCCAAAGUCAAUUAAUAAAAUGAGAACUGCAUUUAUGUUACUCACUUUGCAAAUUCAGAAAGUUGGUCCAGAUAUUACAAAGUCAUUUUCACUUAUUUGUGUAUUAACCUUAGGAUUGCAGAAAAACUGUCUACUUCUUACUGAAUUCAAUAAAAGACUUUAAGAUUA